Messenger RNA from Malaya genurostris, 4431 nucleotides. Its product is annotated as MOXD1 homolog 2-like. The record is from RefSeq and is a predicted model, not a curated record. The transcript has 10 exons. Gene Ontology annotation, biological process: norepinephrine biosynthetic process; octopamine biosynthetic process; dopamine catabolic process. Bases 1066 to 3354 code for a protein of 762 amino acids. Gene Ontology annotation, molecular function: copper ion binding; dopamine beta-monooxygenase activity. Lineage: Eukaryota; Metazoa; Arthropoda; Insecta; Diptera; Culicidae. Gene Ontology annotation, cellular component: secretory granule membrane.
AGAGCGAAUUUAGUAGUGCCGUGACUUUCAAUCGUAGCACUGUAAGAGACGUAGACUUGUUUCAAAAUCGGCUAGGACGAAUUGUGUGGUGGAUUUCGCGUACAUAUGCUUUUCAGCCAUGGCAAGGUGAUGGAUUUUCUAAUGUAUGAAUUCACUAAUGAAUAUUUUACGUAACUCAAUCAUGUGGAACAACACUUUAAUAGUAAUAUAAAGCAAUUCGUUGUAUGAAACUUAUAGUGACCAAAAUUAGAAAUCCCGUUCACUGUACGAGUCCUUUGGAAGAGAGGAAGAGAGAAAGCAAAUGUGUCAUACAGGUUGAGAGAAAGAGUGAGAAAUUCCGGAAACAAAAGGAUCGGCUUCGUGUAUUUCCUGCAUUCGAGCGCUAGUUGAAAUGUGAGGGACAAUUCGUAAGGAAAAAAAGAAAAUCAAUAAUUUCAUUCAAGGUUAUUCACAUCGGCCGAAUGAGUAUUUAUUGGGACAAAAUUACUGUUUAACAACAAUAACAACUCACAAAGAUUUCCGGUGAUUUCAACAGCGACUUCAGCACGGUACGGUAGUAAAACCACAAACUAAUUUAUCAGGGUCAGAACCAUAUGAGAUCGGCAGGACUAAGUAUUUACCCUUUCAGCAGGUUGAAUCAUGUCCUACCCUAAUCAUCAAAAAAACAUCUACUUUUCUGCAACAAUCGGAAGUAAUGUGAGAACGUGACGACAUUCUCGCAUGCAUUGAUCCUUACUCUAUGGUAAAAUAGGCACCCGCUGCCAAGAGUGUUCGUGUAAAUCUUUCCAGAUUGGAAAUCAGGUCAAAUUCAAAUAUUCUUGGCACUGAUUUCCGUAUCGCCAGCAGUGCACACUGAUAGUAGUCAUCCGAACGCGAGUAAAUCCUGCAGCCGUGCGUUGAGAUCUGCACUAUAGAACCGUAAUACAGGAAACACUGGAAUAUCGACAUGACGAUUGCGUUCGUCUCAUCGCGGUUGACAAUCGAAGUGAAGGUGAUUCUCGAUAAUUUUGGCAUAUUUUGGGUAGAGUAUUCCGAGUAAAAAAUCCACAAAUCUAGUGAUAACAAAUGAAAGCAUAUCAUGCUAUAAUGAAAAUCUUAGCUAGGCAGCAAAUCACCAGCCUGCGGAAGUGUUGCCUGUGUAUGCUAAUAGUGUGGUGUAGUGCGUUGCCGGUUACGGUAUCCCAAUGGGAUCAUAUGAUGGAUUUCGAUCACAACUACAGGCUGCUAUGGACUUCCAACAAUCAGGAUAUAACAUUCGAGAUACAAGCAAGAACGCUGGGGUAUGUGGGUCUUGGAUUUUCACACGAUGGUACACUGGCCGAUUCAGACAUAGUAAUCGGAUGGAUCGAUCAGGGGCAUGUACUAUUGCAGGACAGACACAUCCGAGCCGAAAGCGACGGCGAUCCCGUUGUUGAUUCAUCUCAAGACUACACCGUAUUAUUAGGGUACGAAAAUGUCACCCAUACAGUGAUACGAUUCAAGCGUAACCUAGAAACCUGUGAUAAUAAGGAUGAUACGCCAAUAACGAACGAUACAAUGCGGGUGAUAUUCAUGUACUCGAAACAAAAGCCUAUAAAAGGAUCAACACUUCCCGGAACUCUGCCUGCUCCGCUGGAGGCAUUCAGGGGCUCUCGAUCUGUUUUCCUAACGCAACGUACCAAUCAGCAUCCAUUGCCGAAUCCAUCAAGUAUCAGCAUCUUGGAAUUGCGAAACGAAGACGUCGAACUACCAGAAAGUGACGAAAGUUUGUAUUGGUGCAAAAUUUUCAAACUGGAUGAUUUUCAUGAGAAGCAUCAUCUUGUGAGGUACGAACCCGUUUUUGAUUCAUCAACCAGUGUUCUCUAUCUGAACCACAUGAUCCUGUACGAGUGCCAAGGGCUGUCAAAAGAACUGGAAAUGCUAUCCCGUGAACGAGGCCAGCCGUGUUUCCGCAUGCAGCCAAUGCACUGUAACACCGUCGUUGCCAACUGGGCACGUGGAUCGGAUGGCUUCAGUUUCCCACGGGAAACUGGUUAUCCGCUGGACUCCCACCAGGCCACCUAUUAUAUGCUGGAAACGCACUACAACAAUCCAGACUAUUCGUACGAUUUUUCCUCGUUUUAUCAAAAGAAUUUGAGCAAACAACAGCGAAUUAUGAACACUCACGGUGACGAUGACGACGAUAACGAUGAUGCUGAUGAUGAGGAUACUGCUAACGAGAACACAGAUCAAGAUGAGAGGAAUCAAGAGGAGUACGCAGCUGAAAGUGAGUCUGAUGUAGGACCCGAGAGUGAUGCCGCCAACGAGCAGCAGGUGGUUGACAAUUCCGGCCUCAAGCUGUAUUACACACAAAGCUUAAGAAAUUUCGACGCUGGUGUUCUAUCGGUAGGACUCGAUCCAAACUGGCGUCACAUCAUUCCUCCUGGUCAGGAAAAGGUAGUUUCCGAAGGACAUUGCAUCGGAUCCUGCACGCAAAAGGGUUUCCCUAAGGAAGGCAUUAAUAUUUUUGCCGUGAUGACACGCACUCAUCUGAUCGGGCGUCAGGUGAAGCUUCGUCAGAUUAGGGGAAGUGAAGAACACGAGCCGAUUGUGCACGACACAAAUAUCGACCCAAGUUAUCGGGACUACCGGCGACUACCAGCACCUGUCAAAGUUCUUCCCGGUGACAAUCUAAUCGCCGAAUGUAUCUAUGACAGCUCUUCACGGAAAUCCAUCACAUUGGGUGGUAUGACGACCAGAGAGGAAAUCUGUCUCGUCCUUACGUUAUAUUACCCAAGACAGAAAGAGCUGACAUCCUGUCAUUCACUGCCAAGCUUACCGACUGUGCUUCAUUCCCUGGGUAUUCAAGAGCUUGCUUCUGGAACCAACCCGGUUGUGAUUGCUUCCCCAUCCGAACUAGCAGGAAUGACCCUGGAAAAACGACUCACCUCAUACGAUUGGGCAAACCAGUUUGAAAGCUUUCAAUACGUUACCCAAAGGGGAUCCUUCAAACCACUCUGCUGGACGCCAAACAAUAGCAUGCUACCGGGUAUAGAAAUGGAAUCGUACGGAAGCAAUAUUACUCACUACUGGAAACCGACCAACAAGUGCCGCAACAUUCACACCAACAUGGUAACCGAGCCAAUGCAAGACGGCAGUCAACCCAACAUGAUCGAUUUGCCAGCGAUGGACGAUCACGAGUCCACUAACAUGGUAGAUGCCGAUCUGCGGGCCAAAGUGGCACGACCAAACAGAAAUGCCAGCAACCAGGGCGGCGGUCGCCCAACCUCCAGUGUAGGACACAGUCAAUCCAACCACAACAUUCCUCCCGAGGGAAUCGUGUUGGUUACCUUGGUUUUGGUGGCCAUAAGCCGGCUCGUGAUCGGAUUAAUUUAAUUAAAAUGCAAGCAAACCACUCCCGUAAGUCUCUUCAAUCGUAUCAGUCUAACCGAGUGAGGAAUGAUUCGAAAUGGAGGUAAAAUAAUUGAUUCCACAAGUUCUAAGGAAUAGUUAAAAAAAACAUCCACAAGGGACUCGGUGUCCCUCAAAGUAGAUUUCAAUACAGCAAAAUAGAGUAAAUAAUAUGAAUUCCACAAUGUAUUCUCAACUUUUCAUUAUACGCUUUGCCAAUUCACUCCGAAAAUUCAUUUUACCUACUGAAACACCGUGUCCACGACUGAUGCAAGCUAUCACUCUACAAAAUUGCAACAACUAACAAACCGAACUGACCCUCCGCACAGUUUUUUUUUGUUUCGAUUUGUAGUAGGAAAUGGAGAAAGCAAUAAAAACACAUGACACGACCCGAAUUGGGGAGCUCCAAUCUAUGAGUAAUACGAUUCUUCGAAACGCAAAUUAAUUCGAUGUAAAACGUGAUUCUGAACUUGUAAAAAAAAAGUAAAGCAUGUUUUGUAUUUGUAUAUACCAGUGGCGAAUGUAGAAACAAUAAAUCUCUACGAAACAAGAUGAUGGAUAAUCUUCUGAGCUGCCCUUUCACGCAUCAUUGAAUGAGCAACCGUGCUUGGUGUGGUAGUAAAUUACAUGAAUGUUUGUUACCAAAGAAUAAUAAAAGUGAGAAAAGCUGAGACGCUUGUACCAUAGUGUAUAUAUAACUUCUGAAUAAAGUGAAGAUGACAUACAGCAUACCGACAAAGCAAAUCUUAUUCUUCUAAGAUGAAUCCCGACACCAUCAACUGGAACAGAUAACCUAAAUGCAAUAAUAACAAGAUAUUCUAUAGUUAAAUCAAUUAACAAACAUAAUUAAGUCCGCAUCAAAUCUUCGCUCCAACAGAACCGUUAGAAAAUAAUAGAAUUUUGCAUAAAAAUCCGAUAAUAAGAAGAAAAUAAAUUAAAUCAAAACUAAAUGGAAGAUAUAUGAUCAUACAGGACAUACUAUGAUCCCAAUACUACUCGCAAUCGAACCCGAUUUAUGUAAAACACCACAUAUGUAUAAUAAAUAUAUUUAAUAAAACAAAA